Molecule: messenger RNA, 1925 nt
Organism: Lineus longissimus
Lineage: Eukaryota; Metazoa; Nemertea; Pilidiophora; Heteronemertea; Lineidae
Product: natural resistance-associated macrophage protein 2-like
Exons: 14
Coding region: 125-1888 (587 amino acids)
Biological process (GO): metal ion transport
Cellular component (GO): plasma membrane
Molecular function (GO): cadmium ion transmembrane transporter activity; iron ion transmembrane transporter activity; manganese ion transmembrane transporter activity
Source: RefSeq, a predicted model, not a curated record
CGUGUGUCAAGAGAUUGGUAUGCAACUCCGAGCAGCAUAUACCUUGGUGUUGACCUUAAGGAAGAGCUACAUGUAAUGGAACUAUGACGUAAAUCAAAGGGACGAAAAGGUGUGACAAAUCACUAUGUCCAACAAUAUGACUGAACUGGCGGAAACUGCCGCAUACCCAGAUCCAGACGACACGGGGAGAAUAGCUAAUUCACCCAAAGAAGAAAAAUCCAAGAAGACCGAUGACACCACUGACACUUAUUUUGGUGACAAGAUUAAGAUACCUGACGAUGGCAGUAAUAGUUGCUUCAGUUUUCGGAAGUUGUGGGCGUUCACGGGACCAGGGUUUCUCAUGAGUAUUGCCUAUCUGGAUCCCGGUAAUAUCGAGUCGGAUUUACAAUCGGGGGCCAUUGCUGGAUUUAAGAUAUUAUGGAUCUUACUAACUGCCACAGUCCUUGGGUUGCUGAUGCAGAGAUUGGCCGCAAGGCUAGGUGUCGUGACGGGGAUGCACUUGGCCGAGAUGUGCAAUCGUCAGUAUCCAAAGAUUCCUCGGUUGAUUCUAUGGGUGAUGAUAGAGAUUGCUAUCAUAGGUUCUGACAUGCAGGAAGUGAUCGGGACGGCCAUAGCUUUCUACCUUCUCUCAGACGGAAAGAUCCCGCUGUAUGGCGGCGUUUUGAUCACGAUAGCCGACACGUUUACCUUCCUCCUGCUUGACAAGUACGGUCUGAGGAAGCUGGAGGUGUUCUUUGGUAUCCUCAUCACUCUCAUGGCUGUCAUGUUCGGAUAUGAGUAUGUAGCUGUUGCGCCCAACCAGGGUGAACUCCUCAAAGGCAUGUUCUUCCCGUACUGCGAGAACUGCGGCUCGAAGCAACUGCUGCAGGCCGUUGGCAUCGUUGGCGCUGUCAUCAUGCCUCACAAUAUCUACUUGCACUCAGCUUUGGUCAAGUCCCGGGACGUGGAUCGUACUAGGAAGGAUAAGGUGUCCGAGGCGAACAAAUACUUCUUCAUCGAGGCCUCCAUAGCUCUCUUCGUCUCGUUCAUCAUCAACGUGUUCGUGGUGUCAGUCUUCGCUGAGGGAUUCUACAACACAAACUCAACAGAAAUUUAUGAACGAUGUGCAGCACAGGGUAACCCUCAUGCCGAAAUAUUCAAUACAACCAGUAAUGAUGUCGAUCUAUUCCGAGGUGGCGUUUUUCUCGGGUGUAAAUUUGGAGCAGUUUGUAUGUAUAUAUGGGCUGUAGGUAUCUUAGCCGCUGGACAGAGCUCCACCAUGACCGGUACAUAUGCUGGGCAGUUUGCCAUGGAAGGUUUUCUAAACCUCAAAUGGAAGAGAUGGCAGCGCGUCCUACUGACUCGAUCAAUCGCCAUCUUACCCGCCAUCUUGGUCGCCAUCUUUGAAGGCAUUGAGGACCUGACGGUACUCAAUGAUCUUCUGAACGUCUUGAUGAGUUUCACGCUGCCUUUUGCUCUUAUACCCAUCUUCACCUUUACCAGUGUCGAGAGUAUUAUGGGAGACUUCAAAAAUGGCAUUGCCACAAAAAUAGUGACUGGUCUCCUGUCCGUGCUGGUGAUAGGAAUCAACCUCUCAUUCGUCGCUACCUACAUAGAACAACUGCCACUCAAACAUUGGGCGAUAUACCUCGGGAUUGCGGUGGUGCUCGUGUUUUACACAUCCUUUAUUCUUUACUUGGCACUCUACUUAUUGCACAGUCUUGGAUUAAGCUGUCUCAGUAGUAUACCACUCCUCUCCAAAUGGUUGCCAAAACCUUAUGCGUUGGAGAGCUUAUUAGAGGACGCAGAACCCAUGGCCGCUGAUGAAGACUCCCUGGCCGAGGAGCAAGAUGCUGGGAUCGGUACAGUCAGCCUUUCGUUCAUGCCAGUCGAUCAGACACAUGCAUAAAGUAUGGAAUAAAUAUUAAGUUGGAAUUUAUACUUGA